AUGAUCCCUACACCUAGAGAAGUCAACGACGCACCUCAAACGAUCCCUGCACCUACUGUCAACGACGCACCUCAAUGGACCAUCACGAAGAAACUGGUUAGGAACGAUAUUAACCCUGUCAACAACAGCCUUAUUCUGCAAGAAAGCUCCGUUGAUGAGCACAUUCGAAGACAUAUACCUGUAGCAGAAUUCAAAAGGAUAGUAACUGAAUCUGGAAUCAUUGUUGACGUAUUUGACUAUGACUUGAGAACAAUGCAUAAGCUGCGCCCACGUCUGGGAAAAAGUAGAAACUAUGCUUUAACGGAUGGAUGGGUGGGAGAUUUUGUCCGAAGGAGAAACUUGAGGAUGAAUGACGAGAUUGGAUUUUUAUGGGAGGAUUCUUGUGCUUCUAGGCUUGUAUUUGGCGUCAUUUCUCGUUCAACGGCACAAAAGAAACCAAGGCCUAAUCAAGAACGCAUAUACUAA
Camelina sativa (false flax) is the source of this 465-nucleotide messenger RNA. RefSeq names its product B3 domain-containing protein At4g02870-like. The record is from RefSeq and is a predicted model, not a curated record. NCBI's taxonomy places the organism in Eukaryota, Viridiplantae, Streptophyta, Magnoliopsida, Brassicales, Brassicaceae.